AUGAAAAAGAUUUUCAUUUUUCUUGCAUUUUCCCCAAAAUUGAAUCGAAAGAAAGAUAACUUCCAACUACAACAGCCACACCAGAAGAUUGGAUUAAACGGAUACAGUUGCUAUUUGGGCAAAAUCGGGAAAAAAAAUUCGGCUAAGUUUCAGAUAUAUUCUUCUCAAAUAAUGCAUGUUCAAUCUCCAAGGGCAAGAUGGUCAUUACAACAGUUUUUGGAUACGGACAACCAUUGAAACAUAUAGUCCAAGGGAAAUCAUGCAUCAGUACUCAGAUUACACACACACACACACACA
Messenger RNA from Lactuca virosa, 297 nucleotides. The record is from the annotation of a GenBank genome assembly. Lineage: Eukaryota; Viridiplantae; Streptophyta; Magnoliopsida; Asterales; Asteraceae.